AUGGAAAAACCGAGUCUCGUAAGACAAUCCUAUUCGACAAGGGCUUCUGUCCAUCCAAGUCCACUGGCCCAGCGAUUACUCAAACUGAUGGACCAGAAACAGUCCAACCUGUGUGUCUCUGUCGACGUGACCAAUAAGGCUUCCUUCCUCAGAAUUGUUGAAGCCGUCGGGGAUCAUGUGUGCAUGAUUAAGACUCAUAUCGAUAUCAUUGAAGACUUCGACCAAGACCUCAUACACAAAUUGGUCGAGAUUAGUAACAGAAAACAAUUCAUGAUCUUUGAGGACCGAAAAUUUGCUGAUAUUGGAAAUACGGUGAAAUAUCAGUACUCAUCUGGAAUUUACAAGAUUGCUGAAUGGUCAGAUAUAACGAAUGCGCACACUGUGCCAGGAGAGGGAGUAAUCAGUGGAUUAGCACAAGUUGGGAUACCAAAAGGGAGGGGGCUAUUACUUUUAGCGGAGAUGUCGAGCCAGGGGACGUUAGCAAAAGACUCAUAUACAGUCGAGACGGUCCAGAUGGCCCGAAAACAUCGCGACUUUGUGAUCGGCUUCAUCUCUCAACGAAGGCUCGAAGGCGUCGGAGCCGAUACCCACACUAAUGAAGCUCAGAGCGCGUCGCAGGAGGAUUUCUUGGUGCUCUCGCCCGGUGUAGGACUCGAUGUGACUGGCGACCAACUCGGACAGAAUUAUCGCUCCCCUCACCAAGUCAUCUAUGAAAGUGGAGCAGACGUAAUCAUUGUGGGCCGAGGAAUCUAUGGCCAACAAGAUAAGUCCGGUGAUUCUGAUCAAGCUAUCAUCUCCCAAGCUAUACGAUACAAACAAGCCGGCUGGGAGGCUUACAUCAAUCGACAAGCUUUGGCUAUUUGA
Messenger RNA from Puccinia triticina, 864 nucleotides. RefSeq lists its product as uncharacterized. Gene Ontology annotation, biological process: 'de novo' pyrimidine nucleobase biosynthetic process; 'de novo' UMP biosynthetic process. Gene Ontology annotation, cellular component: cytosol. The coding region runs from base 1 to 864 and encodes 287 amino acids. The transcript has 4 exons. Gene Ontology annotation, molecular function: orotidine-5'-phosphate decarboxylase activity. The record is from RefSeq and is a predicted model, not a curated record. NCBI's taxonomy places the organism in Eukaryota, Fungi, Basidiomycota, Pucciniomycetes, Pucciniales, Pucciniaceae.